GUGCCACUCAGCAUCCACUUGCGAUCACCCCACUCGGCUCCACUCUUCUUCUCCCUCUCUUUUCUCUAUCCAAACGGUCAUCGCUACCUGUUUUUCCAUCCGAAGCCCACCAAAAGUACAGGCCUGCUUGUUAUAUUCAUCUCUCAUUCUUGAAAUUUCAGCCUCGCAAAAGGCGGAGAUUGGUGGCGUCAAUAUUGGUGAGAAGACAUGGCUUUGAAUUUUCUUUCCCCAACUGAAAUCAAGUCCCUUUCUUUCUUGGACACUUCUAAAUCUUCUUACAACCUUAAUCUCCUCAAAAACCAAGGUGUGUUUGCUUUGAAAAGGAAGGAUGAAACUACCAUUGCAAAGAGAGUCCACUGUUCUGCACAGCAGCAGCCGCCUCCAGCUUGGCCAGGGCGGGCUGUUUUCGAGCCAGGUCGUAAAAUUUGGGAUGGUCCAAAGCCUAUCUCAAUUGUUGGAUCUACUGGUUCCAUUGGAACCCAGACAUUAGACAUAGUUGCUGAAAAUCCGGAUAAAUUUAAAGUUGUUGCACUUGCAGCUGGGUCAAAUGUGACACUUCUUGCCGAUCAGACCUCCUGUAUUUAUAAAGUGAGUUACCUAAUGAGGCAGGUAAAGAGAUUUCAUCCUCAAUUAGUUGCUGUUAGAAAUGAGUCAUUAGUUGAUGAACUCAAAGAGGCUCUGGCAGACAUGGAAGACAAGCCUGAAAUUAUUCCGGGAGAGCAGGGAACCAUUGAGGUUGCACGCCACCCUGAUGCAGUCACUGUAGUAACAGGAAUAGUUGGCUGCGCAGGUUUGAAGCCUACUGUGGCUGCCAUAGAAGCUGGAAAGGACAUUGCUUUGGCCAAUAAAGAGACACUAAUUGCUGGAGGCCCUUUUGUCCUCCCCCUUGCUCGCAAGCACAACAUAAAAAUUCUUCCUGCUGAUUCUGAACAUUCUGCUAUAUUUCAGUGUAUACAAGGAUUGCCUGAAGGUGCUCUCAGACGUAUAAUUUUGACUGCUUCGGGAGGUGCAUUCAGGGAUUGGCCUGUAGAUAAAUUGAAGGAAGUGAAAGUAGCUGAUGCUUUGAAGCAUCCCAACUGGAAUAUGGGAAAAAAGAUUACGGUGGACUCAGCCACCCUCUUCAACAAGGGUCUCGAAGUUAUUGAAGCUCAUUAUCUUUUUGGAGCUGAAUAUGAUGACAUCGAGAUCGUUAUACAUCCCCAGUCAAUCAUACAUUCCAUGAUCGAGACACAGGAUUCGUCCGUAUUGGCACAAUUGGGGUGGCCUGAUAUGCGUUUGCCUAUUCUCUACACAUUAUCCUGGCCUGACCGAAUUUACUGUUCUGAAAUUACUUGGCCUCGCCUUGAUCUUUGCAAGCUUGGGUCUCUUACAUUCAAGGCUCCUGACAAUGUGAAAUAUCCAUCUAUGGAUCUGGCCUAUGCUGCUGGACGAGCCGGGGGGACCAUGACGGGGGUUCUUAGUGCGGCUAACGAAAAAGCUGUAGAACUGUUUAUCAAUGAAAAAAUAAGUUAUCUGGACAUCUUUAAAAUUGUGGAGCUAACUUGUGAUAAGCACCAAUCGGAAUUGGUAUCAUCGCCUUCGCUCGAGGAAAUUAUACAUUAUGACUUGUGGGCCCGGGAUUACGCCGCCAAUUUGCAACCCUUGGCCGGUUUAAGUCCUGCUCUUGUAUGAGCUGUUGAAGAGAAAAGCUUUGCAAUCUUGGCAGAGGGAUUGUGGGGGCAUAAAGCAAUUGUAGCAUAGAAGAAAAUGGAAUCGGAGAAUUUCUAAUGGUUCUUCAUCUGUAAUUGUAAGUAAUAAAACUGCAUGCAUUUGGUUUCUCGUCAAUGAAAUGUAGUUUAAGCUUACACAAUUGGAUUUCAAGAAAAUGUAAUGUUGGGCCUUAAUGCUCAGUUAGGCCAAGUAGCCCAAGCCUGUGGCAGCCCAGACCGUUAAAAACUUAGCCCAAUCUGUGUACUUAAAGCAUCAAUAAUAAAAAAAUAAAAAAUUCUCUAGAUUA
Molecule: messenger RNA, 1996 nt
Organism: Olea europaea var. sylvestris
Lineage: Eukaryota; Viridiplantae; Streptophyta; Magnoliopsida; Lamiales; Oleaceae
Product: 1-deoxy-D-xylulose 5-phosphate reductoisomerase, chloroplastic-like
Exons: 12
Coding region: 208-1671 (487 amino acids)
Biological process (GO): isoprenoid biosynthetic process
Molecular function (GO): manganese ion binding; 1-deoxy-D-xylulose-5-phosphate reductoisomerase activity; protein binding
Source: RefSeq, a predicted model, not a curated record